UUAGGAGGAAAUGGAAGUGUAUUUCCUGAAGAAUUUGCGAAUAUUCCCGAAUUUUGUACAGUUUGCAAUCUUGUUUAUUCCAAAGUAAUAAUCGACAUGGCAAUAUGCAUGGUAAAUCACAUUUAUGCAGUGGACCUCUGUAUUUUCAAUAUCAGAAAGUAAUCGAGACCUAUGGUUCAAGUUAUGGAAAUACUUCAAAGAAGUAUUUGUCUAAGAAAUUUUCCUCUUCAAAAUGGCUUUAUUCCAAGAACUUGGUGGGUCAUACUGAAUGUGUGAAUGCACUUGCAUUUUCAGAACGUGGUGGAGAGUUUCUGGUUUCAGGUGGUGAUGACCGGAGAGUGUUGGUGUGGAAGUUGAGUGAAGCCAUUACGGGAAAUACAACACCAAGAUGCAUGAAACAACAGCAUCAAUCCAACAUAUUUUGUGUCACUUUUGAUCAUGAUAAUAGACUGAUCAUUUCUGCUGGUAAUGAUGAGAUUAUUCUAUGCCACGACUCUGAAAGUGGUGAGCUGGUGAGGAGUUUUGAUGCUGAAGCAAACACAAAUGAAAUAUGUUUCCAUCCAGAAGACACUAACAUCUUUAUUGCUGCAGAGGCUACCUUUGGUGAACUGACUUUGUUUGAUAUACGAGCACCAACAGAACGUACAACACUUGCGGUUCCAUGGCCAAUUAAAGCAACCUUCUCGUAUUUCCCAAACGUACCCAAUUUUUCGUCAGCAAAGUUCAACCCUGUCGAUCCAUCCUUGAUUGUGACCGCCAAUUUGAUAAACGGUGUACAAUUAUGGGACACCCGAUUUCCGAGAAGGUGUUUGAGACACUUCGAGUCAUCUUCCCCUAAGCGUGGGUCACAGAUUGCCAUGAGCGUGGCGUUUGAUUGGACAGGACGCUAUAUCGCUGCCGUGAGAAAGUCCGACCCCCCGGUGUUGUACCACAUCGACAGAGAAUACUGUUUAGCGGAGUUUUGUGAGAAAGGUUAUGGUAACAAAGUAACCAGGAAGUCGGUCUGUUUUGCUGGUCUAAAAGACGAGUUCAUAAUGACAGGCUCGGAAGAUUUUAAUAUAUACCUCUGGAAAGUACCGAAGCUAAGCAAAGAUCACGUGGGUGUUGCGAAGGUAGAACAGAGCUCUCUUGCACUGGAGGGACAUCGAUCUAUUGUGAACCAAGUCUGUUUCAACCAUGACACAGCCAUGAUAUGUUCUUCUGGAGUCGAGAAAAUCAUCAAGAUUUGGAGUCCAUUUCAAAUGUCUGGUGGAAUCCCGGGCGAUAAGGUUUGUGAAAAAAGGAGGCUGUACACAAACGAGGAAUAUGAGCGAAUGUUAAAUGAAGAUUGGCCACGUGAUUACGAGUCAACUGGGGAAGAUGAGAAGAUGCUGGCAAUGGUCGAUCAAUGGUUACUUUCAAAAGAAUUCCAUUCCCCGUCAGAUGACAGUGAAUCUGACGAGUCACCCGCAGGGCGUGUCGGUGGUUUUGCUGAUGAAGGAGAAAACGAAUAUCUCAACGAAUUGAGUUCUCCAGAGUCUACAGAUUCUGAAUACUCGGAGAGUCCUGGCGCAAAUAACCUGAGUAUUGAAAAAGUUGAACACCUUGCUGACAGAAUUUCUCAAAAUCCGCAGGGCAAAGUGGACAAAAUUUCCGCGAAUGCUAGAAAUUCGGACACAAUUUCUCAAGACACCGAGCCCCCAGAAAAUAUUUCGCAAAAUGCAACGAGCUUAGCUGGACUAAGUGCGAAAAGCUCUGAUCAAAAUUCUCAAAAGAGCACAGGCGAGAAUUUCGAGAGUACUGUUAAAGGCAUUGAUAAAAAUUCUGAGAUUGGGAAAAGCACGAUUAUCAAUUCUCAGAAUUCUGAUGGUGUAGGGUUGGAACGUUUACGCGAAAUAAUACCACCGCAUGAUCGUCCAAGAAAUUCAUUGGCUCGCAUCGCGGAACUUCGCAGGAAAUGUCUGAAGGAUGAAGAUGACUGAAUAUAUGCAUAAGCUAUUUUCCGUCCCUCUGCAGCAUCUCCCAAGAAUUAAACCGUGACGAAAAUGAAACGUAAUAAUUUUUUUAAGAUGCAACAAGUCCCACAAAUCAAUACAUCAUUCAAGUUUUAACUGUCCAAGUUUCUUUAGUCACAUUUGAAAUUUUGCGCAGAUAAAUCCUAACCAAUUCUCUGAAACAAAUAUCAGGGUCGAGCAGUUACAUUGAAUUCAUUGUUGUACGUCUUGUUACAUUUUUAGUUUUAUUCCCAUUAUAUUUGUUCAUAUCCUCGAGAACAAAAACAAUUCCUUUAGUUAUUCAUUUUUGAAUCAUAUCCUGCUGCUAGGGUGCAGGUUCUAAAACGCGGAUUAUAGACGUAAGAGUUUGUAUAAAGUGCAUUGACUACACUUUCUCUUUUUUUAAUAGAAGGGGUCUGAAAUGGCGGGAAAUAAUCAAACUUUUUUAGCAAGCUAUAUAGUCAGCUACUCCCCGCUACAUUUUGGCAAGCGCAAAAACGUAAUAAUUGUUUCAUUCUUGCGGUAAACGAUGGAAAUGUUUGCAUGCAUUUAACAAAAAGCAUUUGCUU
Molecule: messenger RNA, 2542 nt
Organism: Dendronephthya gigantea
Lineage: Eukaryota; Metazoa; Cnidaria; Anthozoa; Malacalcyonacea; Nephtheidae
Product: DDB1- and CUL4-associated factor 5-like
Exons: 8
Coding region: 105-1961 (618 amino acids)
Biological process (GO): negative regulation of fatty acid biosynthetic process
Cellular component (GO): cytoplasm; Cul4-RING E3 ubiquitin ligase complex
Molecular function (GO): protein binding
Source: RefSeq, a predicted model, not a curated record